GCGCCGCAUCUGUCAUUGUUGGUAAACCCAAAUUCCUCACUGGGUAUCGCUUCUUUUCCAAUGUUAGACGAAAAUAGCGUCAGGUUUCAAUGGGAACAGAAGAAUGUGUGUUAAAGGUUGCUAACAUGUUGACAGUUCAUAGGGAUUGUAUCACCAUUCUGAAGAUGCUAUUGAAUGAAGGUGAUGCAGUAAGGUUUUGUACGUUGGAACCUGAAGGAAAGGUUUGUAACCGGUUUCAGUCAAAAAAAAAUUCUACAACUGACUUGAACCUAGGCCAUAACCAACCACAGGAGGAAGCUCCAGUUAAUCAGAUUGUUGGUCGUUAUCAAGAAAUUUAUGCCAAGUAUAGGGAAGAAGAAGCUGAUAGAACUCAUGUGCAGUUUCCCAUGGCGGUAUAGACAUUUCUGAGAAGAUGUCAUAUCUGCUCAACUAAACCGGAAAACAAGACUAUUUACUUAAGUUUUUGUAGAUUAGAUUUAAUGACAGAGAGAUAAUUCAGAGAGUUAGUUGUGAUGAUUGAUUAAGAUUUAAAUCUUUUGAGAAAGAUACAACCUGCUACAAUUUUAUGUUUAUCUUGUAAUGGAUUCCCAUAAUAAAGUUAGCUAUUGUAUAAACAGUUAUUUAUGGGUUUAACAUUUGCUA
Helianthus annuus (common sunflower) is the source of this 642-nucleotide messenger RNA. RefSeq lists its product as uncharacterized. The transcript is spliced from 3 exons. The coding region runs from base 90 to 398 and encodes 102 amino acids. Lineage: Eukaryota; Viridiplantae; Streptophyta; Magnoliopsida; Asterales; Asteraceae. The record is from RefSeq and is a predicted model, not a curated record.